AUGGCGCCUCACCAACCCUCUCAAGAGUAUCUUGACAGCCGGAGGAUUAUCGGCAUCAAUACAGAAACCGUCACAGAUAUAUCAUCGAUCGACUACCCAGGCCACUGGACCGGCGAAGACCAUUCCUGGGACAUCAGCAAGUUCCGCGACAAUUUCCAAGUCAAAUUCCACUAUAAUAACCUAAACGAUGCCUCCUUCUCUCUGAUUGGGAUAGACGCUUCGAUUGCCAACGCAUUCCGUCGCAUUCUCAUCGCAGAGAUACCCUCGCUCGCUAUCGAGAAUGUCUUCGUAUACAACAACACCUCCGUCAUCCAAGACGAAGUCCUUGCACAGCGACUAGGCCUGGUUCCUUUCAAAGGUGGCAAAAGUGGCCUACUCGAUUUUUUGAAAUGGCGGCAAGCCCCGGACCCAGAGAAGGGCGAAGAAGCGGGCAGCACGAAUUUCGAUUAUAAUACUGUCGUGCUCUCUCUCCAAAUCGAAUGUACGAGGAAGGAAGGUGUCUCGAGGAGCGAAACGGACCCAUUCAAGGCAUACAAUCACGCUCACGUCUACGCGAAGGAUAUUGUAUUCAAGCCCUUUGGCAGGCAGGGGGAGCAUUUCAGUGGGAAGGACGCCAUCGUAACUACGAAUCCUGAUAUCCUUAUUGCGAAAUUACGGCAUGGCCAAUGUAUUGAUGUUGAGAUGCAUGCUAUUAAAGGGAUUGGUUCGGACCAUGCGAAGUUCUCGCCAGUCGCCCCAGCCAGUUACAGGCUGUUGCCAACGAUUACGAUCUUGAAGCCAAUAAUUGGAAAGGACGCGGAGAAAUUCCAGAAGUGUUUCCCCGAGGGUGUUAUUGGCCUAGAGGCGGUCACAAAGAAGGAGGCGUCACAGGAGGGGAGUGGUUAUGAAGGCCAUGACGGUGAGAUGAAGGCUGUUGUGGUUGAUCCUAUGAAAGAUACUGUCAGUAGGGAGUGUUUACGGCAUGAGGAAUUCAAGGACAAGGUCAAGCUAGGAAGAGUACGGGAUCACUUCAUAUUCGGCAUCGAGAGUGUGGGACAGUGGGAUAGUGAUGAGUUGUUCUUGGAGUCGGUCAAGGUUUUGCGGACGAAGUGUGAGGCGCUUAAGAAGAGUUUGACGUCUAUGCCGAAUAAUUAG
This is a messenger RNA of Venustampulla echinocandica, 1134 nucleotides long. Its product is annotated as putative DNA-directed RNA polymerase. Lineage: Eukaryota; Fungi; Ascomycota; Leotiomycetes; Helotiales; Pleuroascaceae. Gene Ontology annotation, biological process: DNA-templated transcription. Gene Ontology annotation, molecular function: protein dimerization activity; DNA binding. The transcript has 2 exons. The record is from RefSeq and is a predicted model, not a curated record. The coding region runs from base 1 to 1134 and encodes 377 amino acids. Gene Ontology annotation, cellular component: RNA polymerase I complex; RNA polymerase III complex.